ACUACAAAAAUAAGAGCCAGAAUUUGUGUGUGUGUGUAUUUGACAGGAUGGAGGGUUGUUCGAGGUCAUCUAUUAAGUGCCUGCUGCUGCACGUGUGGUGUGGUAUCCUCACUGUGGCCAUGGUGGCCAUGGCUGCACUGCUCAUUUCAAUCAAACCGAAAUUAACUGAGGACGGAGUCUCUGCAUUGAAGCCAGACAAUGUCAGUUCAACAGUUUCUUCUGUGGCUUCCCUAAAGUCAAAGGCAUCCUCUCUCUCAUACAUCCAGCUAGCAAGUAAAUGCAAGUACACUUCACCUCCUGGAGCACCACAGAAUCUGUCCUGGGAAGAAGAGGAACCCAAAUGUGACUCCUGCUCCCUCGUCCUGUUUAACAACAGCAUUGAGAGCAAGAAGAGCAGCAUCUACUUCAUCUACGCCCAGGUCACCUUCAGCAAGCACUCAAAGCAAUAUCAUACAAAGUCUGUGAUUUUGAUAAGAAAUCCCACUUUUGGUAAAAGUCUUAAGAAAUUGUUUGAGGGGAACUUCCCGAACACAACAGAGGGCUCUGUGUCGGUGGCUAAGAUUGUUAGCCUCAAGGAGGGAGACAGCAUCAGCUUACAUAUUUAUGGUGAUUGUUUAUUAGAGGGCACAUUUUGGGGAGCUUAUCAGCUUCAUUAGCACUGUAGGGCUCUUGGAUUUGUUUCUAUAGAAGAGAGAAUCAUUUGGAGUUGGACUGUAAUGUUUUUUUGUAGGCCUAUAUGAAUAUUUCUCAAGAGAAGGUGUUUAUCACCUGGAUUUUUGUUCCAAUUCACAAUUUUAAGCAAAAAAAUAUCAUCCAUCAUGGAACACUAAAAUGCCAUAAGCUCCAUCAGACAGGGUGGAGAAAGUUUUAACUACUGAUUUUACUGACUGAAACCUUUGAACACAAGGUCACAUUGUCACAUAUUGACUUUAGACAACAAAAUCUUGGCAAAAAAAAAAACACACUGUAUCAGUCCAAUCUUAGCAGAGCCUAUAUUUUUAAAUAUGUCAGCUGGUUAUGAGUCUUGAAAUUGUGUGGGGGUUUGGAGGUUGUGUGAAUUUUUCUAACUUCAGUUAAAAUGAAUGUAAACUAUGACUGUCUGGGCAAUGAAUAGUUUUUCACUGCUA
Molecule: messenger RNA, 1127 nt
Organism: Thunnus maccoyii (southern bluefin tuna)
Lineage: Eukaryota; Metazoa; Chordata; Actinopteri; Scombriformes; Scombridae
Exons: 5
Coding region: 48-656 (202 amino acids)
Biological process (GO): immune response
Cellular component (GO): membrane
Molecular function (GO): tumor necrosis factor receptor binding
Source: RefSeq, a predicted model, not a curated record